Pistacia vera is the source of this 729-nucleotide messenger RNA. RefSeq names its product secreted RxLR effector protein 161-like. Lineage: Eukaryota; Viridiplantae; Streptophyta; Magnoliopsida; Sapindales; Anacardiaceae. The transcript has a single exon. The record is from RefSeq and is a predicted model, not a curated record. Bases 1 to 729 code for a protein of 242 amino acids.
AUGGCCACAGAUUCCAAACUGGUGAGAGAUGCUGGAACUUUGUUUGAUAAUCCUACAUUGUUUCGAAGCAUAAUUGGUGGUCUUCAGUACUUGACUCUAUCCCAACCAGAUUUGGCUUUUGCGGUUAACAAAUUGAGCCAGUUUUUAUCUAAUCCAACUGAAGCUCACUGGACUGCUUGUAAAAGGGUCUUACGGUAUAUCAAAGGUACCCUGAACUAUGGACUUGUUUUUAAAAGAAACAAAGAGUUUACUAUUGAAGCGUAUGCCGAUGCGGAUUGGGCGAGUGAUGUGAAUGAUAGGAGAUCCACCAGUGGGUAUGUUGUGUUUCUUACAGGUAAUCUAGUUCAAUGGAGUUCUCGAAAACAGAAAGUUAUUUCACUUUCUUCCACUAAAGCUAAAUAUAGAGCUUUAAGUCAAGCAGCCACUGAAGUUGUAUGGACUCAACAUCUUUUUAAAGAACUUGGGAUUGAGGUUAAAAAUGUACCAGUCAUAUGGUGUGAUAACAUGAGUGCUGGUGCACUCUCCGUAAAUCCUGUGUUUCAUGCAAGAACUAAACACAUCGAAAUCGAUGUUCAUUACGUGAGAGAACUAGGAGCUCGAAAACAGCUGAAUGUACAGUAUGUAGAUUCAGAAUUUCAAAAAGCUGAUGUCUUAACAAAAUCUCUUCCUGGUAAUCGUUUUGCUAUGCUGCGUACUCAGCUGAAUGUUGUUUGUGAACUGCCAAAGUAA